Molecule: messenger RNA, 948 nt
Organism: Vitrella brassicaformis
Lineage: Eukaryota; Vitrellaceae
Source: the annotation of a GenBank genome assembly
ACGCGACCUUCGAGCAUCGUCUGCCGCAUGUGACAGAGCACGGGGUUCGCAUAGGGCUGGCCGCGUAGGGUGACGGGCGACGUGUGGUAGCCGUGGCCGAGGCACCCGCCCAGGUCGUCGUCGCUGUUGAAGCCGUUGCAGUCGAUCUCCCACACGUUCUUGUGCACUCUGUCCAUUUUCGCUGGCCCCACGCGGCCCAUCCGCUGGCGCCAUCCGCUGGGGAUACGGCCAAGACUGUACGUCAGAGGCCGAUCGUCAGAUGCGUAGUACACACACACGGUCCGCUGCCAUGCAGAUGGACGACGGCUCGUUGAGCAUGUUGUUGAGCACGUCGGUCGCCACCAUGAAGAUAUCGCCGAAUACGCCUUUUAUCCCGUACAUCUCGUCCGCUCGAAUGAGCGUCUGCCACAGCACGCGGUUCAUGGAAUGUGCCAUGAUGCUCAGCUUCUUCUGCAUGAGCAGGUCGGUCUUCGAGUCGGGCAGCGGCACCGUGCCAAGGAUUCGCUCGUCGGCUCGCAGCACCUUGGCAAGCAUUCGCUCGAAUCCUGCUACGGAGGCAUAUGCGCGCCGGCGGUCAUUCCAGUAGUCCCGGAUGAUGCCGAUCUUGUCGCCACAUGGCCAGAUGAGACCCACCACCUUCACCUUGCUCGGGUUGUCCCCUGUCUUAGCCAUCGCGUUGAACUGCUCUUGGAUCUUGGCCGUCUGGUCGAGAGCACUUGCGGGCUGCACGUUGAAGCCAUGGAUGGAGAACAGCACAUGGUCGGCCUUGCUGUUGAGCAGCCGGUCCAGGAAGUUCUUAGAGAAGACUUCUUUGUGUUCAUCGUCGGGGCCGCUCUUGCAGAAGUGGACGUUUCCCGUGGCAUCGUUAUUCUUUUCGUCGAAGCUCACGGGCUUGGUGGGUGAAUCGGGAUUACCGAAUGACUCCUUUGUCCCACCAAGGACGUUCAU